Molecule: messenger RNA, 2539 nt
Organism: Eleginops maclovinus (Patagonian blennie)
Lineage: Eukaryota; Metazoa; Chordata; Actinopteri; Perciformes; Eleginopidae
Gene: ttc29
Product: tetratricopeptide repeat domain 29
Exons: 13
Coding region: 627-1955 (442 amino acids)
Biological process (GO): cilium movement
Cellular component (GO): sperm flagellum
Molecular function (GO): protein binding
Source: RefSeq, a predicted model, not a curated record
CACAACAUAUAACCACACACACACACACACACACACACGCUCUCCUCACCUUGUACACGUUGAUGGGUUUAUCGAUGGCGAUGUAGAUCAGGUCUCCCAGAGCCAGGCUGGCAAUCAGCGCGUUGGGUCCGGUCCUCAUGCUUUUGUUCUGGUAGAUGAUCCUCAGCAGCGUGGCGUUCCCGAUGAUCCCCACGGCAAAGAUCACGCAGGACAGCACCGUGUUGAUGUACUUGAAGGCGGUGUUGAUGGAGGUGGCCUGCAGGCAGCUGGGGGGCGUCGGCGGGCGCCUCCGCGAUGACAACGAGGCGUUGGAUGGCGGCUUUCUCUCGUGCUUGUGUUUCAGCUUGUUGUGAUUUGGUUUUGCUUUCUCCAGCAGGGUCGGGGGUUUGAUGGCGGUUUCCUGGAGCAGAUUUGGAUCUCUAUGAGGCGGGUCGGUAACACGGCGGUCUGAAAGUUCUGAUGAGACGGUUCUUUGGGAUCCAACGGGGGGGAUGAAUGUCAAACACCAGCCUCUGUGAUCAUCGUGUUGGGACGCGGCCUGCCCCUGCUGUUGCCAUGGUGAUGAAAUAACUGUCACUGCGGCGGUGAUAACUUUGAAAACAGAAGUUGGUUUUCAAAAGGUGAAGAUGAACGCAGCAGUAAGAAAGGGACGGCACACCGGGUCCUUUCUACCGGAAAUCACCUCCAACCACAACAAAAUGAGGAAGAGUACUCAGCACGGCUGGAGGAAGCAGCAGCAGGAGCAGCUCCUCCCGCCUGGAUCAGGGUUAGAGAAAUCAGCUGAGGGUCUCUCUAAGGCGGAAAUCUCUCUGUUCAGAAACAGUCUGAAGCAGAACAUCUGUGUGGAGCUGCUCCAACAAGGAUUUCACAGGUCGUUCUCGGAGCUGUUCUUCCUGCUAGGCUCUGAUCAGCAGCGCAUAGCGGCGGAGGAGCCGGGAUCAGCCGGGCUUCCUCUUGAACAACAGUGGGACAAACUGGAGACUCUGAGACGACACCUGAGCCGGGCUGAGCAGGCUGAGAACACUUGCUCGUGGACGGUGGUGUGUGACCAGCGUUUGUUCCUGGCUCAGUUCUUCUCGUCUCCGGAGGAUGUCUGGCUCCGUUUACAUUUCUACCACAGCUGUGCAGACCGGGAGCGGGGGGGGCGAUCCAGACCGGCCACCGAGGCCCGGGCCUGCCUCGCUGAGGUCUACUUGCAGCUAGGUGAUCUGCAGGCAGCGCGGCAGCAGGCUGAUCUGUGUCUGCAGCAGGCGGAGGACAGAGACUGGCUGGACUCCUCCGAUCUGCCCCUGAGGCUCCGGGCCCUCAGAGCUCUGAGCAGCAUCUACAGCCGGUUGGCCGACGCUCCUCUGGAGGCCGAGGACUACAGCGAGGCCCUCAGACUGCUGCACAGGGGCCACAGCAUCGCUACUGAGGCUGAAGACAAAAAGCUUGAAUUUGAGGCCUUGCUUCGACUUGGACUGGCCUAUCAGAGUGCAGGAGACCAUGCCACAGCCAAACAGAUCUUCAACACCUGUAUGAAGAUCUGUGGGACGCUGCAGGAUGCUGAAGGACUGGGGAAGUCCUACAAGGCUAUGACCAAAUCUAUAGAGAGUGAGGGAAACACACAGGACACACUGGAGUGUCUGGAGAAGUUGGUGGACAUCUCUCGUGAGAACGGGCUGCCACGCAAUCUGGCCGAUGCCUUCCUCUGUCUCGGAAAUAUCUACUUCACAAUGCGUCAGUACAGCAGAGCCUGUGAGUUCUUCCUGCAGGGUUACCAAGUGUCCUGUGAGCUGGGAGACGUGCCUCUGCUGCAGAAAGCACAGGUGUUGGUGGGCACUGCUCAAGCUCGCUCUCUGAUCAGGAAGUUCGGCGCUGACGUGGAGUCGUCUUCGCCGGCCGCCCUGCAGCGCCUCGUGUCCUGGAAAGAGACGAGAGGACGAAAGGACGUCAGUGCUAAUGCCUGGCACUGACUUUACAAAAAUAAAAUCUAAAAUAAGAUACGUCAUCUGUGAUUUAGUUUCUUUUAAACUGCUGUACAAUUUUAAUAGAAUAUAUUGAAGAAAUAUACAUUUUCUACACUUUUCUUCAGUUUUUUGGUUGUUUGUAUUUUCAGCAAAAUACAAUUAAGAAAAUAAAGAAAUACAAAUGUUUUGUAAUUAUUAAGUCUUUUAUCAAAGGCAGAUUGUAUUUGCACCCGGUGUCCGUACCGUAGCUAACAAUGCUAUUUACAUUUUUUAAAUUGCUAUAUAUAUGUGCUAAACAAUUGCUAUUAUCAUCACAAGCUGUAUUGCUUUAUGUAGAAUUUGUUUACUAAAAAAGAGUAUGAUUAAUCACCUUCAUUUAUAUUCUUUCCUAAAAUACCUUCAUUAUAUUUUAUUUACGGUGUGUUGCUUAUACAUGUACUACGGUAAGUGCUGCGCCUCUGCUCCAGUCUUUACGGUGUGUUGCUUAUACAUGUACUACGGUAAGUGCUGCGCCUCUCCUCUAGUCGUUACGGUGUGUUGCUUAUACAUGUACUACGGUAAGUGCUGCGCCUCUCCUCUAGUCUUUACGG